AAUAUGGUCUAUGGUGUGAAGUAUGAUGAAUAUUUGUUACGUAGUAUAUUUCUGAGGAAUAUUACUUACUCUAUGCUGAAUAUUGAGUUUUGCCGACGUCAACAAAAAAGGCAGUGCCUAUGAAGUCGGCAGAUGAUAAUGAUAUAGAGGUUAAAAUUCAGGGAGAAGUAAUAGAAGAACUCGAACCGGAACCAGAAACUGAAAUAGUAGAUAGAGUAGAAGAGCAAUUAAAUACUGACAACAUGGAUGGUGAUAGCAAAAAAUCACAAUCAUACAGUAAUAGAAGAGUAAAACAUGGUUACAUAAAGUAUAUAAGUUUGGUUAUACUGACAGUACAGAAUGCUGCCCUUGGGCUUAGUAUGCGAUACGCCGAACCAGGCCAGUCGCAGAAAAUGUUUUUCUUCCAGCUGCAGAUACUGGUACUAACGAUUACUAUUUUAAUUUUAGCGGUGCUGAUGGCUGAAGUUUUUAAACUAGUCAUUUGUAUCUGUCUUGUAACACAAGAAUCAGGUGGAAUUAAACAGGGAAUGAGGUCUAUGUAUAACAUAGUCAUUUUAAACAUUAAAGAUACAUUGCGUGUUUGUGUGCCAUCAUUUCUGUAUAUUGUACAGAAUAACUUAUUGUAUGUAUCUGCAUCUAACUUAGACGCGGCUACUUAUCAGGUUACAUAUCAAUUAAAGUUACUUACAACUGCAUUUUUUGCUGUCCUUGUUUUAAAAAAGCAACUAAAGAAAUGGCAAUGGUGCGCACUGGCGUUGCUGGCGGCUGGUAUAGCUCUUGUCCAGCUGUCUUCAACAGAGAAAUCAACUUCAACAAAUACAUCAAAUAUGCCAGAACAGUCUAAGAUAUUAGGAUUCAGUGCCGCACUUGCUGCUUGUUUCUUGUCUGGGUUUGCUGGUAUUUACUUUGAAAAAGUCCUCAAGGAGUCUGAUGUAUCGGUGUGGAUGAGGAACGUCCAACUAAGUCUAUUGUCACUGCCCUUCGGUACUGCUACAUAUCUAAUCAAAGAAGGGACCUCAGAAUAUUUGUUAAAAGGCUUUGAUGGCUUCGUUUGGUACUUAAUAGUAUUACAGGCCGCGGGUGGAUUAAUAGUAGCUGUUGUUGUUAAAUAUGCUGAUAACAUAUUGAAGGGUUUCGCAACUUCCGUCGCAAUUAUUAUAUCUUGUGUAGCAUCAAUGUACAUAUUUGAUUUUGUUUUAACGUUACAGUUUGCUUUUGGCACAAUGAUGGUCAUAGGAUCUAUCUUCCUGUAUGGCUAUGUUCCUAAAAAGCCUGAACCGCGGAUUAUCUUUAAGU
Manduca sexta (tobacco hornworm) is the source of this 1296-nucleotide messenger RNA. RefSeq names its product UDP-N-acetylglucosamine transporter-like. The annotation marks the transcript as partial. Gene Ontology annotation, molecular function: UDP-galactose transmembrane transporter activity. Gene Ontology annotation, biological process: pyrimidine nucleotide-sugar transmembrane transport. Gene Ontology annotation, cellular component: Golgi membrane. The record is from RefSeq and is a predicted model, not a curated record. The transcript is spliced from 6 exons. Lineage: Eukaryota; Metazoa; Arthropoda; Insecta; Lepidoptera; Sphingidae.